This is a messenger RNA of Glycine soja, 714 nucleotides long. RefSeq lists its product as uncharacterized. The record is from RefSeq and is a predicted model, not a curated record. Bases 1 to 714 code for a protein of 237 amino acids. The transcript is spliced from 2 exons. Lineage: Eukaryota; Viridiplantae; Streptophyta; Magnoliopsida; Fabales; Fabaceae.
AUGACAGUUGAGAUCAAAGCUUUAGAAUCUAAUAACACAUGGACCUUGGUUCCCCUUCCAGCUGAAAAACAAUGCAUUGGCUGUAGAUGGGUGUAUAAGGUGAAAUUCAAACCUAAUGGCACUGUGGAUCACCACAAAGCCAGAUUGUUAAAGAAUGACUAUUAUCUCUUUACCAUUGACAAAGGUGCUUCCUUGGUUAUCUUGUUAGUAUAUGUAGACGAUAUUCUACUUGUUGGCCUAAGUGUUGCAUGUGUUCAUUCUAUUCAGGCCAAACUUCAAGCUCUGUUCAAACUAAAGAUCCAUGGUCCCUUAAAGUACUUUUUGGGACUAGAAAUUGCAAAUUCCAGCAAGGGCAUUGUACUGACACAACAAAAAUAUGCUUUUUCCCUAUUAGAAGAUACUGGCUUCCUUGGCUGCAAACCAUCUUCUCUUCCAAUGGAUCCAAAUUUAAAGCUCAACAUGCUCAAUGGUGAGUUACUAACUGAUCCCUCAAUGUACAGGCGUUUACUUGGUCGCCUAAUGUAUCUAACUAUUUCAAGGCCAGAUAUUACAUUUGUUGUUAACAAACUGAGUCAGUACAUUCAGAAUCCAAGGACACCUCAUCUAGAUGUUGUGCAUCAUCUCCUCCAAUACAUCAAAGGUACUCUAGGUCAGGGUCUUCAUUUUCAGCCGAAUAAUUACUUCAAUUUGUCUGCCUAUGCAGAUGCUAAUUGA